Molecule: messenger RNA, 1092 nt
Organism: Pseudozyma hubeiensis SY62
Lineage: Eukaryota; Fungi; Basidiomycota; Ustilaginomycetes; Ustilaginales; Ustilaginaceae
Product: halotolerance protein
Exons: 1
Coding region: 1-1092 (363 amino acids)
Source: RefSeq, a predicted model, not a curated record
AUGGCGAAAUGGAGCGAAAAAGAAAAGAAAAGGGCCACAGCCAAAACCAGCCAUUUGAGACGGGCGGCGGCGGCAGCAGCAGCAGCAGCAGCAGCACCAGACAAGCAGAGACCAAAGGCCGAGAGACAAGGCCAGACGACCAAGCGACUGACAGCGACGUUUUGCUUGAUUGCAUUUGCAGCCCUGCAGCAGCCAAUUGACGCCCUGACGCCCGUCUCUCCCAUCGAAAUUGUGCCUGAUUUCUGCCUUGAAAUUCUGCGCUCGCUUCACCUCUGCUCAGCCAGCUUGCAGGUCCGCUCUUUGCUUGCUCGUCGUCGUCGUCAUCCAUUGAAUGCCUGCUCCGACCUUUCGUCUCCAUCGAGCAUCAGCCAUCCUCCUUCUACUUUCUCUUUCUUGCUAUCAUCUACCGGCAUCGCAAAUGCCCGUCGAAGAACGCUCUCCUUUGUUCACCGGCAUCUGACCCAAGUUGUUUGUCUUGGUACAUCGCUUUCUAUCAACCGCGCCCCUUUCGACUCAGCUCGACCUGGCCCGCCUCUUCUCGCAAACAACACUCUUCGACAGUCGCGCCGUCAAUCUACUAUCUCGUCUGCAAGCAAACAUCCAUUCACUCAUCCAUCCAUCAGUGCAACUAUCUAUCUUUUCGAGCAACUGCAUACCAUACGCCAACGUCUGCAACAGCAUCACCUUCCGCCACCAAAGCGUUGUUCGUUCCAGUCACAUUUUGCUUCUACCAAGCGCCUCUAUCGCCAUCGUAUCAGUACCAUCGCACGGUCUCAACCUUCGAGUAGUAGGCUUACUCGGCUGAACCGGCCCAUUGCAUCAGAGUCUGGCCAUUCUGUCUCACCAGCUGCAGUUUGCUCUGGAAGCGCCUACGAGCCGUUCACACGCUGCAUCACAUUUCUCCUACAAUCAACAUACCACCCUAGCUUCUGGAUCUUUGUUCAAGCCGGUCAGCGACGUUCUGCGACGGUCUAUCCAUCUGUUCGAGCCAGCUGUCAGUGCACGCCCGACAGCAACUCCUGCAUCGCUCACAAGCGCAUACUUCAAAUUCAGUCCGUCGACUUGCCUAGCGCUCUUCACGACCGGCACUAG